UCAAUUGUCAUUCAUAAAACAUGGCAGUUUCUCAGCAAAUCAGCGUCCAAGAACUCAUCAAAACCAAAAUCCAAGAAAUCCCACAAAAAUACGUAAUCGAUCCAGAACCCGCCAUCCAGUCAGAAUUCUCCGUUCCGAUCAUCGACAUGAAGAGCUUCUCCUCCGCCGCCGAAGCCAAGGCUUCGGAGCUCGAAAAAUUUCACUCCGCAUGCAAAGAAUGGGGCAUUUUCCAGCUAGUGAAUCACGGCCUAGACGCUUCGCUGCUGGAGAAGCUGAGGCGAGAAAUUCAUGAGUUCUACGCGAUGCCAUUGGAGGAGAGAUUAAAGUACAAAAUUAGGGCAGGAGAAUUCGAGGGCUAUGGCCAGAAUUUGCUUCAGAAUAGCGGCGAUCAGAAGGUGGAUUGGACCGAUCGCUUCUACAUGAUCACCAACCCCAUCCGUCGCAGAAAGCCUCAUCUCUUCCCCGAGCUCCCCAAGCCUCUCAGGGAGAGCCUGGAGGGGUUCAUAACGGAGCUGCAAAAGGUGGCGAAAUGGAUUUUGGGAUUGAUCGCGGGAGCUCUGGAGAUUGACGUGAAAGAGAUUGAAGAGAUGUUUGAGGAUGGGAUGCAAUCGGUGAGGAUGAACUACUACCCGCCCUGCCCUGAGCCGGACAAGGUUAUCGGGCUGAUGCCACACUCGGACGGGAGUGGCGUGACCAUCCUCCUCCAAGUCAACGGCGUGGAAGGUUUGCAAAUCAAGAAAGAUGGAGUUUGGAUGCCUGUCAAGUUCUUGCCGGAGGCUUUGGCGGUCAAUUUGGGUGACAUUGUUGAGGUGUUGAGCAAUGGAUUGUACAAGAGCAUUGAGCAUAGGGCAACAGUGAAUUCAGAGAAAGAGAGAAUUUCAAUAGCAAUGUUUUUUAACCCUAAUUUUGAAGCAAACGUGGGCCCAUCCCCAGCACUCUUGGCUAAUCAGAAGCCAAUAUUUAAAACUUUGUCAAUGGAGGAGUAUGUUAAUGGCUUCUUUUCUAGGAGGCUUCAGGGCAAAUUUCUAGACUCCAUGAGAAUAUAAUUAUUAUUAUAAUUAUUAUAUUACUGUUAGUAUAAUUAUAAUACACUAGUAUAUCUCUAUUUCAUAAAUGCCCGAUUUGCAUCUAUUUAUAUGCAAAUCUCAUAAUAAGAGUAUAUAUUUUACA
Messenger RNA from Salvia hispanica, 1170 nucleotides. Its product is annotated as protein SRG1-like. The record is from RefSeq and is a predicted model, not a curated record. NCBI's taxonomy places the organism in Eukaryota, Viridiplantae, Streptophyta, Magnoliopsida, Lamiales, Lamiaceae.